CUUUGUCAAAGAAGGUGAGAAGAGAAGGCCGCCAGCUUCAAGGUAGCCGCAGCGGCGGCAUGCAAAACAACUUAGGCGUGUUUGAUGCCGUCUCCAUCAAGGUUGCAAAGGCAAACAUCAGCCAGCAUGCCGUCACGUACACCAUCACGGUGUCCAACAAGGACACCCAUGCCACAGUCACGACAGCCAAGUCCGACGACGACUUCGUGAACCUGCAGCGUCGGAUAUGCAACGCGUUAGAGCGAGGGCAUUCGUGUGAUGCGCUAUGUCCUUGGUUUUUCGUGGAUGUGCAGGGUAAGCUUCCGAAGAAACCGUGGUUCCGCUCUGCGUCCAACGUGCGGGUGGUGGAGGCGCGUUUGCACAGCUACCAAGACUUGAUUGACGUGAUCGUCACGUUCAUCAAUUCCCCGCACAAUCGAUCGUGCUGUCGAGCAAAGGAUCGUGUCCCAGCAGUCUUGUUCGACUUUCUCUUUCACGGUGUGGACUUGGACCCCAGCAUAUUCAAAGUGACGUCGCCCAAGAAUUCACGUCUGUCGUUUACCACCCAACAUCGACCGUCCGAGCCCGACUUGUUUCACUGCUCACUGUGUGAUGACGACGACCUAGAUGCGUGCGCGCGAACCACUUUACCCUGCAGGCAUUCCUUUCACGACGACUGCAUUCUCAAGGUCCUCAACGAGUCGCCACUUUGCCCGCAGUGUGCUGGUGCAUCCCAUCGCACGUUCAGGUAGGUAGCUAGCUAGCUAGCUGGCGCUGUCCAAUCAGGUAUUAGUAGUACUAUCAUAAUAUGGGAGUAUUUCUCAAGAUCGGCCAAAGAGUGGAAAUAAUUCUCACGAUCGUCCCGGUUGACCGUUCCUGAGGUAUUUUUAUUCCAAAUCGUCCAUCACGGCAUGAUUGGCU
This is a messenger RNA of Aphanomyces invadans, 900 nucleotides long. RefSeq lists its product as hypothetical. NCBI's taxonomy places the organism in Eukaryota, Oomycota, Saprolegniomycetes, Saprolegniales, Verrucalvaceae. Bases 60 to 731 code for a protein of 223 amino acids. The transcript has a single exon. The record is from RefSeq and is a predicted model, not a curated record. Gene Ontology annotation, molecular function: phosphatidylinositol binding.